AUGAGUUGGUAUAAAUCAAAUCAAAAUAGUAAUAGUAAUAAUGUUGAAAGUGACAGAUCAACGCCUAGAAGGGAAAAUGUUGUACAAGUGCCGCAGUCUUCCCCAAUCUUAAUAAAUUCAUCACCCCAGUCACAGGAUAAUGGAAGCUCAAUAGUAAAUCAACCAUCAAUAAAUGAUAAACAAGCAGACAUUGAAAGAAAACGGCAAAUCUUAAGAUCACAUCCAAAUUAUGCAAUUAUAAAAAGCAAAUUUCAUUAUCUUAAUGAAUCUGAUAUACUUAGAGCAUUAGCGAAAUUCAAAGGUAAUUUAAAAGACAUUUCUGAAUUUUUGAAUAAUAAUUUCCCAGCUGAUAAAUACAAUAAACAACCAGAAGCACCACCAGUGAUACAUCGAACUCCAACUAUAGAACUUGAUUCUGAAGAUGAAAGUCCUGUCAAAUUGAAAGGUAGGGCAAAAAUCAAAAUUGAAGAUUCGCCUAUGAAGGAAUCAAUCAGUCAUGGUCAAAAUGGAUUUUCUACAAAAGUUGAAGUUAGAAAAACUCAAUCAUUAGUCAAUAAAUACAAGCAACAACAACAACAACCUUCAACUUCGACCGCAACCAGAGGUAGAUUAGAUUCAUUAAUAAAUCCGAACAAGAAGCGAAGAUUAGUUCGAGCUUCAGACAGUUUAAAUAACAUUUCCAGAUCAACUUCAAGCUCACCAGUACCAGCCCCUACUUCAUUAAGUGAAAAGUUCAAUUUUAAAGAAUUUACACCAUCAUCUUCAACCAUCAAUUUAUCUCCAGAUGAUGAACUUGAAAAUUUGGAACGUAAAAUUGCCGAAAAUAGAAAGAAGGCCAAGUUACAGAAAAAUAAUCAGACAACAAUAGUGUUAUCAGAUGAAGAUGAAGACGAUGAUGAUGAUAUAAGUGAUGCCUCGGAAGAUGAUCAUGAAAGUGGUCACCAAGGUUUGACAUCAAUGGAUAACAAGAUUCUUGAGUUUGUUAAUAAUGCCUCUUUGGAUGAUAUAAUUGAUAUAUCAGGUAUAGAACCAACAUUUGCUGAAAAAGUUUUAGAAAAACGUCCAUUUGAAACAAUUUAUGAAAUUAGUGAUUACAACUUUGAUGAACCAUUAAAUAAAAGAAAAAAAACAAUGGGAUUAAAAAUGAUUGAAACUAUUGAAAGUUCAUUACGUGGAUAUAAAGCAAUUGAUUCAAUAAUUAAAAAGUGUUCAGAAUUUGGAGAUAUUGUAAAUCGACAGAUGAAAUUAUGGGGUGUUUCAAAAAAUGAAGAAAAUGGUGAGUUAGAUGUAUUAGAAUUAAAUCCUGAGGAUAAAACUGAAGAAGAAGAGGAAGAAGAAGAAGAAGAAGAUGAUGAUGAUAAUGUAAUUAUUGUUAAAAAACAAAAAGGUUUGAGAUAUAUCAAAGAAAAGCCUCCAUUAUUAGCAGAUGAUAUAACGCUUAAUAAUUACCAACAAGUUGGUAUAAAUUGGAUAAAUUGUUUAUAUCACAACAAAUUGUCAUGUAUAUUAGCCGAUGAAAUGGGUCUAGGUAAGACGUGUCAAGUUAUUGCAUUUAUGGCGUAUCUAAAACAUACUGGUGAACCUUACCCACAUUUAGUUGUUGUACCUGCUUCAACUCUUGAAAAUUGGUUGAGAGAAUUUCAAAAAUUUUGCCCAGACAUUAGAGUUCAAGCUUAUUAUGGGGCUCAAAAAGAAAGAGAAGAAUUGAGGUAUGAAUUACAAGAUGCUGAUUAUGAAGUUUUAGUAACUACUUAUUCAUUAGCUUGUGGAGCACCAUCAGAUGUGAAAUUUUUGAAAAAUCAAAAUUUUAAUUGUAUUGUUUAUGAUGAAGGUCAUUUACUAAAGAAUUCUCAAUCUGAAAGAUAUAAUAAGUUGAUGAGAUUAAAAGGGAAAUUUAGAUUAUUGUUAACUGGUACACCUUUGCAAAAUAAUUUAAAAGAAUUAAUCAGUUUAUUAGCUUUUAUAAUGCCCCAUGUUUUUGUUGAAAAAAGAGAGGAUUUACAAGGUAUAUUUAAUCAAAAAUCUGGAUCUGUUAAUAAAGAAGAAAAAUCCGAUUUUAACCCAUUAAUUUCGCAGCAAGCUAUAAAGAAUGCUAAAACAAUGAUGACUCCAUUUGUAUUAAGAAGAAGAAAAGAUCAAGUUUUACAACAUUUACCUAAAAAAACUCAUCAAAUCGUUUAUUGUCAAUCAACCGAAACCCAAACUGAGAAUUAUCAUGAGUUUAUAAAAAAUGCAAAAGAAGUCAGAGAUGAAAGAGAAAGAAGGAAACUAUUGCCCGUUCAAGAACAAAAUAGAUUAUCCAAGGAAGAUCCAAUACAAUCAUCGUCAAAUCUUUUAAUGCAACUAAGAAAAAUAUGUUUGCAUCCAUUGUUAUUUAGGUUUCGUUAUGAUGACAAUACAAUUAAAAAAAUGGCAAAAGCAAUAAUGAAUGAACCAGAAUAUGUUGAAGCGAAUCAACAAUAUAUUUUUGAAGAUAUGCAAGUUAUGUCAGAUUUGGAAUUAUAUAAUUUAUGUGUAAAGUUCCCAUUUACCUUAAAAAAUUUUCAAAUUAGUGAUGAGUUUUUCCUUGAUUCAGGCAAGAUUUUACAAUUAAAAGAAAUUUUAGAUGUUAUAAUAAAUCAACGUGGUGAAAAAGUGUUGAUUUUUUCUUUAUUUACUCAAGUUUUGAAUAUACUUGAAAAAGUUUUAUCAAUUUUUAAUUAUAAAUUUGUUAGAUUAGAUGGUGCAACAAAAGUUGAAGAGAGACAAGAUACAAUAGAUACUUUUAAUGAAAAUCCUACAAUACCAAUAUUUUUAUUAUCAACAAAAGCAGGUGGAUUUGGUAUAAAUUUAGUUGCUGCUAAUAAUGUCAUAGUAUUUGAUCAAUCAUUUAAUCCACAUGAUGACAAACAGGCAGAAGAUAGAGCUCAUAGAGUUGGACAAGUAAAAGAAGUCAAUGUUUAUAAAUUGAUUACUAAAGAUACUAUAGAAGAAAAUAUGUUAUCAAUUGCUGAAAAUAAAUUACAAUUAGAUUAUACAAUAUCAAAUGAAAGUCAAAAAGAUGAUUCAAAAUUUGAAGAAAAACAAGCUUCAUUAUUUGAAAAGAUUUUAUUUGAUGAAUUAUAA
Molecule: messenger RNA, 3105 nt
Organism: Insectozyma verbasci
Lineage: Eukaryota; Fungi; Ascomycota; Pichiomycetes; Serinales; Debaryomycetaceae
Source: the annotation of a GenBank genome assembly